This is a messenger RNA of Moneuplotes crassus, 2070 nucleotides long. NCBI's taxonomy places the organism in Eukaryota, Ciliophora, Spirotrichea, Euplotida, Euplotidae. The record is from the annotation of a GenBank genome assembly.
AUGUCAAUUCAAAGGGAAUCCACAAGAAUAAUUUACGAAUCUAGGAAACUCCGUAACAUUGAUAUGGAAAGCAGUAUCCAGAGGGAGAAUUCAAAGAAGAGGAAGCUCUAAACAAGACUUCUGGAAGUCAUGGGCCUCACAAGUCCCAGAGACCUCUUGAAUUGAAGAAUACUAACGGACAGAAAAUAAAUUUUUAUCGAAAUAGCCUCGAAAUUGAUGAAUCUGAUGACUCUUAUAUACCUGAGCCACAAUCAUUGGAGGAGAAUUUCCAUGGGAAUAGCAUACAUCCACAGCAAAGAAGACAAGAGCUCGACCAAAUGUUCAACAUGAUGUUGUCUGAGAAACAGCAGGAUAAGACUAAUUUUGCUCAGGAAUACCUUCAAAGGAAGAUUGACAACCGUAUCCAUGAAAUAGAACAGCUCUCUAAUGAGAAAAAGCGCAGGGAUUAUAUUGAAGAUGCCCAAAUCGUCCUUAAAAAUAGGAUCAAAGAUGAGUACGCUCAUGAGCCUGGACUGAAAACAAUGCUUUUUCAUAAAAUUCCUGAUCCAGCCUACCUCAGAGGUAAAGCAGAAGUAAUGACCAACGCUGAAGUGUUAAAACAGAGAAUGAAGCCAAAUAAUAUAAAUAAGAAAGCAGAUGAAAUAGUUAGGAAUUAUCUUCAUAGCAGCGGUAAAAAGAAAGGCAAGAAGAAAAGGAAGAGGAAUGCUUCUGAUGAGCAAAGAGACUCUGAAGAGCAGGUAUUACCUGAAUUCUCCAAUACACUUGACAUGAGGAUUGGGUCUGAUCUUACUACUGAAGAAGAUAUGCUUCAAAGAGCAUCAACCUUUGGAAGCAAUACAAUUUCAGAACCUAAAAAUGAAUUCCAAGAUACUAAAGGAAGAGUUAUAAUGCAGGGCCAAAACAGAAUAGCACAAUUAGAAAAUAUUGUUUGUGAGCUCCAGAUGCAAGUAGAUUACUUAAAUGCCAAUGAAUGAAGCCAAGAUUUAGUUGAAAAAGUAACACAAUACCAUAAAUUAAUUGAGCGUCAGAUUGUAAAUACCCUCAAUUUGUCAAGUUUUAAGUACCUACAGAAAUCAAUUAAUAGUGUAAUUGACUCUGAGAGGACUAGAACAAGAGGUGCACAGAGCCAGUCUUCGAUAGAUUCAAUGAAAAUCAACGGAAAUAACAAUUUUUUAUCUCCUCAGCCAACUAAAUUUCUAGAAAGUUGACUUUCACAACCAACAUAUCGGUUAUCGAACCAAGUUAAUGCCAAAAAGAAGUUGUUUAGUCCCUUUAGCGAAGAAGUAGAUUUCAAAGUUACAAAUGAGUUCGACCAUGAAACUCGUGCUGAACCUCCUAUGGAAAUCAAAAGCCGUCGGUCUCUCAUUCCAUUACCAGGAGCUGGAGCAAAGAUUAAGCCUCAAUCAUACAGGAAGCCUACAGAGAACUUAGUAAACAGGACACAUUUUAAGAAAUCCAAAGGGAAUAAGCCUUCACAAGAAAGCAGAAAGUUGUACAAACAGAAGAAAGAGAAGAACGGAGAUAUUCAUAAAUAAACUAGUGGACAUGAAGAAUACAACUGCUGGGGUUCUUAACAAAAGAAAUCGAGUCAAAAAGCGGAUUCGGGAUCAUAUGAUGAAGCAUAAAAAGAAUUCUGUAGCAACAGAUUAUGCUUCUGAGAUUAAUAAAAAGCUAGGCCAGGCUAUUGAUAUGGCAAUUCAUACAGAAAAUAACUUCAAAGAGCCUAAUUCUCAGAUAGGAAGUCUUAAAAAUUUCCAAAGGAGGGAUAAGCCACAAAACAUAAUUCAUCCUUCUGAAGAGAGCAAAGGGAUGGCAUCAAACUACAUUAGUGUGCAUUCAAAUUACCAGGACCAAGACUACACAGUAAAGGGUCCAUUUUUCUCAAAUUACACUAAAAAUGCGUACUUUAUGUCACCUCACCAGGACGAAAAUACAGAGACUAAUGUCGAGGCUGACCUGCACUACGACUCGGAUAGAUGAGAGAUAUCCUUCUCUAAUGAAAAGAUAGAGAAGAGUAGGAGCAGAAGUAAAGUUCCGCUAGUUUUAACUUCAAAAGUUCUUAAAUAUUAA